Messenger RNA from Wyeomyia smithii (pitcher-plant mosquito), 1041 nucleotides. RefSeq lists its product as uncharacterized. Gene Ontology annotation, molecular function: nucleic acid binding. The record is from RefSeq and is a predicted model, not a curated record. Gene Ontology annotation, biological process: DNA integration. The coding region runs from base 1 to 1041 and encodes 346 amino acids. NCBI's taxonomy places the organism in Eukaryota, Metazoa, Arthropoda, Insecta, Diptera, Culicidae. The transcript has 2 exons.
AUGGAGAUCAUAGUGUCAGCGGAUGCGUCAAAUUAUGGAAUUGGAGCGCGCAUUGCCCACAAACUGCCAGAUGGAUCAGUAAAGCCGACAUCAUAUGCAUCAAGGAGUCUUACGCAAACCGAGUUUAACUACAGUCAAAUCGAGAUCGAAGGGUUGGCGUUGAUCUUCGCAGUAACACGGUUCCAUCGCAUUUCCGUGUAUACAGCCAACAGGCUCCAGCGAUGGGCAUUAACUCUGCUGUUGUAUGACUUCAAUAUCAAGUAUGUCAGUACAGACAGUUUUGGCUAUGCAGAUGUUUUGUCCCGUCUGAUCAACACCAACGUCCUUUCGAACGAAGAUUACGUCAUAGCAUCGAUCGAGCUGGAGGAUACCAUGGAGUACAUCGUCAAGCAGUCAGUUGAAGCUCUUCCAGUUACGUUCAAAAUGAUUCAAUCUGGAACUAAGUCGGAUGCAGUACUGAAGCAGGUGAAGCAGUUCGUCCAAACAGCUUGGCCGUCAAGUCAGUCAAAAAUCGGUAAUUCACAGUUACAGCAGUUCUAUCAACGACGGGAGAGUCUUUCAAUUGUUGCCGAUUGUCUCAUCUACGGAAAUCGACUGGUGAUUCCAGCGAAAUUCCGUGACCGAGCUCUACGUCUUCUACACAAGGGGCACCCAGGAGUAGAAAGGAUGCGGUCUGUAGCACGUAGCUACGUCUAUUGGCCAGGAAUCGAAGAGCAAAUCAGUCAGUGUGUUCGUUCGUGCGUCGAAUGUUCGAGGGUAGCCAAGACCAACUCUAAAACCAACCUGGAAUCUUGGCCAUCACCAAAAAAGCCUUGGCAGCGAAUACAUGCAGAUUAUGCUGAGCCGUUUAAUGGCAAUUAUUACUUGAUUGUUGUCGACGCUUUCAGCAAAUGGCCAGAAGUCGUCUCAACCAAGCGCAUCACAACAUCUGCAACUGUUGCCAUGUUCCGGGAAAUCUUCGCCAGAAACGGAUUACCGGAGACUUUGGUUACAGCCAACGGUACGCAGCCUUCUGCAGCAACCUUGGCGUCCUGCAUCUGA